CCCGCCCUGCGGCGGCCGCGAGCGUCAAGCGAUCUUCCAGGGCGCUGCAUAACGUUGGCGCCGCUGCUAUCUCUGCGGUUUUCCUCCAGCUCCAUCAUGUGGCGGCGACAGCCGGGCCGCUUCAGACUCGUGGGCUGCGGGGUGGAAGAACUACGGCGCUGCUGGCGGGAGCGGGAGGCAGCACUGCGGAAGGCCCGGAGAGAGCAGCAGCUAGUCAGCAAAAGGCUGCUGAGAGAUGAAGCCCCGGAGGAAGCCGAAGAGGUGGCCGCGAUCCUCGGAGAAGCCGAGAUCCAGCAGUUCCUGCGGCUAGCUCAGCGGGGAACGGAGGGAAAGGAGAGAGAGAAGGCGCUGGUCAGCCUUCGUCAAGGCUUGCAGCACCUCGAAACACAGCAGACUUUCAUCCGGCUGGAAGGCAGUAUGCGGACCCUGAUCGGGCUCCUGACCAGCAACCUAGCCCUGCUGCAGCUUGAGGCGGCUCGGUGCCUGCAUGAGCUCUCUCAUUCUGAGCAGCCUGCAGUGGCUGAGGCCUGCUUGCCAGCCACUUCUUAUCUCCUCACCUACCUCUCUGGUCACAGCUCAGACUUCAUAGAGCUGUGUCUGUAUACGUUGGGUAACCUAAUCGUGGAGAGUGAGGCUGUGAGAAGGCAGCUCCUGCCACAGGGCAUUGUCCCAGCCUUGGCUGCCUGCAUCCAAUCCCCCCAUGUGGCUGUGCUGGAAGCCCUUGGAUAUGCCUUGUCCCAACUUCUGCAGGCUAAGGAAGCUCCAGAGAAGAUCAUUCCAGGUUUGGGUAUGGAUGCUUUCCCACCUGCUAUCAGGAAGAGCAAUGGCCAUCUCACCCUCUGUGGUUCCUACUCAUGGCCGUACUUCUGCUGGCAGCUCCAUUAUGGGCUCCACUCUCCUCCAGCAUAUGCUGCGACUGUUGCAACCUGGUCCAAAGCUGAGCCCUGGGGUCGCUGUGGAGUUUGCCUGGUGCCUUCACUACAUCAUCUGCAGGUCAACAACGCUCUGCUUAUUACCCAUGGGGCUCUGUCCACUCUGGGGUUGCUGCUGUUGGACUUGGCUGGGGCUGUCCAGAGAACUGAGGACGCAGGACUGGAACUACUGGCAUGCCCUGUGCUUCGGUGUCUCAGCAACCUGCUAACAGAGGCAGCGGUGGAGGCUGUGGGAGGGCAAAUACAGCUCGGAGAUGAGCGUGUUGUGGCAGCCAUAUUUAUCCUUCUGCAGUUCUUCCUCCAGAAACAGCCCAGUCUGCUUCCUGAGGGUCUCUGGCUUCUUAACAACCUCACUGCAAACAGUCCUAGUUUCUGUACCUCUCUGCUGUCCCUGGAUCUGAUUGAGCCUCUUUUGCAGCUGUUGCCAGUAUCUAAUGUGGUGAGCGUGUUGGUGCUCACAGUUCUGUGCAACAUUGCAGAGAAAGGUCCUGCUUACUGCCAGCGGCUGUGGCCAGGGCCCCUGCUUCCCUCCUUGCUGGACACACUGGCCUUCUCUGACACUGAAGUAGUAGGCCAGAGUUUGGAGCUGCUGCAGCUGCUAUUCCUCUAUCAGCCGGAGGCAGCCCAGGCCUUCCUGCAGCAGUCAGGGCUGCAGGCCCUGCAAAGGCAUGAGGGGGAAGCUCAGCUCCAGGACCGUGUGCAUGCUCUCCGGGAGACAGCCCUUCGUGGGUGACCUGACUUCUUGAUGUCACUCAACACCCCCCAUUCCAGCUUCCUUACCUACUUUCUCUUAGGAGCCAGUGGAACCCCUUUGGGCAUUCAGAACCAUAAUGAGUUCUCACGUUCUCUGCUCCCA
Molecule: messenger RNA, 1788 nt
Organism: Loxodonta africana (African savanna elephant)
Lineage: Eukaryota; Metazoa; Chordata; Mammalia; Proboscidea; Elephantidae
Gene: TMCO6
Product: transmembrane and coiled-coil domains 6
Exons: 12
Coding region: 97-1665 (522 amino acids)
Molecular function (GO): protein binding
Source: RefSeq, a predicted model, not a curated record